GGAGGUGUUAUGUUCUUUUGCUUAUACAGAAGACGGCCAUUCCACGUUCAAGAAGGAGCGACCGACAUAGUCGCCCAGAUCACGACCAGGCAGUCGCAACUUGCGAUCAUAGGAAAUGAGGACGAGGACGAUGAGAUAAGCGAAGAGGACGAUGAUAAUAAACGACCCGGCGGUGACGCUCGGCGCUUGCUUCGUGGGCUGCUCAAGGAGGAUCCUGACGAGCGUUGGGAUUUAAUGACUGCAAAGGCAUCCCCUUGGCUACAAGGGUGCACAAUCCCAAAAGGGCGCGUCACGCCUCUCGCUCCCAACCAUCCGCUUGCCCACAACCUCGUCGCUUACAUCCACUGCCGCGCCUUGGACCCUGCUUCUAUCCCCGAGCAAUACCAGCCUGGACAACAGCCGGCGCCGGUGGAGGAAGUUACGCCACAGAUACAGCCGGGAGCCGCUGACAACUAUACUCGAGGCUCUACGGAAUCCCUGUCUACCCAUGACCAACUGCCGCCGCACCUAACGAUGUCCGAAGACACCGCUCAAUCCAUCGUCGGUCGUUGUCGCCGUUGCCUGGCCCGUCCGCCUAUGAGAUUCCUUCCGGAGGCAGCCCUGCUCCAGCCCUGGGUUCAGCGCAAAACGCCGGACCGAGCCGCCUAGCUCGUGAACACGAGUCGACGGAGCCGCUUUUCACGCCCGUCGUAGAGGACGUCGAGCAUGUCGAGAUUGUCCCAGUAUCAGUGUCAAAAGCGGUGUUUGAGCACGUACCGGUCCCUACGCUGGACGCCGCUAUGGACGUUGAUCGUGUCCCGGGGGCAGCCGAAGAGCUGGGAUUUGCGGGCGCCGACAUCUUGCCAGCCGCAGUGACCUUGCACGCGGCCCCUCGUCCUACAGGUACUCGGACACGUGCUCGCGCAGGGAAAGGCGUCUCCUCCUCUUCCCCGAAACCACCUGUCAGGCGCUCGGCU
Molecule: messenger RNA, 956 nt
Organism: Punctularia strigosozonata HHB-11173 SS5
Lineage: Eukaryota; Fungi; Basidiomycota; Agaricomycetes; Corticiales; Punctulariaceae
Exons: 4
Coding region: 235-648 (137 amino acids)
Source: RefSeq, a predicted model, not a curated record